Molecule: messenger RNA, 3491 nt
Organism: Terrapene triunguis (Three-toed box turtle)
Lineage: Eukaryota; Metazoa; Chordata; Testudines; Emydidae
Product: hepatocyte cell adhesion molecule-like
Exons: 7
Coding region: 16-1044 (342 amino acids)
Source: RefSeq, a predicted model, not a curated record
GAGAGCAGUGAAGACAUGGAGGUGGCCAGCAAAAAACCCUCUCUCCCUUUAUUGCUAGUGAUGCUGAUCAGCCUCUCUCCAGAUAUCCUGGUUGCACAAGCACCGACACCCCUCCGCCAGGUGAAUGGGAUUCUGGGAGGAUCAGUCGUGCUGUCUGUGGAUCUGUCCCCCGGGAGAAAGGUGAAAGAAAUCGAAUGGAGCUUUCGUGCUGGGACAGGUGUGACGAUUCAGCUGGCUGAGUUCAGUGGGGGGAAGUUUGAGCGACCCGAUCCCAAGGACAGAUUUAAGCAGAGGCUAGAAAGGUACAACGAGACCUCGCUGAGGAUCAGGGCUCUGGAGCUGGGCGAUCGCGGAGUUUAUGAGGCCCGGAUUAAGAUAGUACCAGCAACUGUGGAGGAACAGGCCUUUCUCCUCGCGGUCUAUCAGCCAGUGCCACAGCCCCAGAUCCGGAGUCAUCUGCUCGCCAGCACGCUGGAGGGCUGCAACGUCACGCUGCAGUGCCAGGGCUCGGGGAAGGGAAAUGUGAGCAUCUCCUGGGGGAGAGGCAACCCGGUCCAAGAGCUGGAUCCCGGUCGGCACCAGCUCUCCCCUGAUGGCAGGAUACUCCAGCUGUCUCUGCAGCCCAGCUCCCUGAACGCCACCUACACCUGCACGGUCAGCAACCCUGUGGAUCAGAAGAUCGUCGCCUUCGACCUGCAGAGCAUCUGCCGCAGUGGAGAUGCAGACGCGUCCUUCUCGAAGCCGGGGUACAUUGUGCUGACUUUCUUCCUGUUAGUGCUAAGCCUUGGGACUGCCGUCUGGUGUUGGCGGAUGAACAACGAGAAGUCGGCUGACCCGGCUGCCACCCCCACGGGCCCCGUGGAAGAAAGUCCGUCCGACCCGCAGUACGCUGAGAUCAUGAGGAGUCCCCCUGAAGGAAAUGACCAGGCCCUACGUCACCUGGAAAAUAACACGGAGCGGAGCCCACAGAAAGAGCCUCUAAUCACCACCAUCUAUGACAAGCUCCAAAGGACUCCCGAGAAUACAUCCGAGGAGGUCACAUAGGCCCCCAGGAACCAGACGUGGUGGCGUAUCAGAGCUUACCAAGGGCUUUGAAGUGCAAUGUGUGCCCCACUCAAACUCUGUAGCCGAACGGUCUCCGUUCCACCCACGAACCCGAAUGGAAGAAGACACCUUCUCCAGCUCUGGAGCCUGCCUCGUGACGCUUCCCCACCCCACCCCUGUUUCGGAACCUCGUGUGUGAAGCCCUCAGCAACUGUUUUGGGAAGGAGGAACCCGAGUGAAGGCGGAGGAGCGGACUCUGGGAGGGAACAGGACAUGCAGCGCUGGCGCCUGCGAAAGCAAAGGGCCGUGCGGGCUAAGGCGACAUCUGCCCUUUCGCCGCGGGCCGGGGGAGAACACAGCACGGCUCGCCCCCCCUGCGGGAGGACAUUAGCCAACCGGAUGGAGCCCGUCUUUCCAUGGUUGGUGCGCUGUCCUCCAGCAGGAGCAGCGUCUCGUCACCAACCGCGGAGCAGGAGGGUGGCGAGAGGCAACGCGCCCCGGUGCAGAAUGUCCCGCGCCGAGAAGGAAACACUCACGUCUGAGCCUGGCCCGCUAGCUGCGUGACUGAAGAAGCAACGUUGGAAAAUGGGCUCCCCGGGGAUGGAGGCACCGUUCUGGCUGCGUGAUGCGGCAGGGCCGUGGGCGGGGAGGGACUUGGAUGCACCAUGUAUUUAUUUAUCUAUUAUUCCGUUUGAUAAUGCUAGCGCCCUGCAGGGUCGAUGUACAUGUGACUGAGACAUCGGAUCCGGGGGCCUGUUCUCUUUGUGAUCGUUGGAGGAAGGGAAGUUUUCUGAAGUAGAAAUAGGAGCAGAUGGUGCUGUGGCUUGGGGGGAGGGGAACUACAGGCGGAGGAGAGGAAGAUAGGAGUGUGUCUGAUUUACAGUUGGUUGGCUGACUGAGGGUACUGGGGAUUCACUGAUCGGUAGAAAUUGGCUGAGUAAACGGCAGUCAGAUUGCGGUUUGCCGCAGAACAGUCUGGAUCCCGUUGGAGAAAUAAAAGUAAAAUCUCCCCGCGUGCCGAAUCCCGCAAGGCGGAAAGGCGCAGGGGCAAAGCUACACGUGGCUGGCAGAAAAGCAGCACAGAAUAUCCCGCUCGCAGCAGGCUCUUCCCAGGGCUAAUCUGGUUGGGACCUGGGGGGAGGUGUUGAGGAAGAUCCAGGGAGCUGAGGGUGACUUGGCAGAAGCGAGAUUAAUGAGGGACAAACUGACCAGGUUAAAGACUCGGGGCUAGAUUCUGCCGCUGGGCUCACUAGGAUUGCUUGGAGCAAAGUGCCACUGAAAGUGAGCCAGGGUGGCAGAACCUGGCCGUGGGGAAGGCCCUGAAGCUCGUGCGGCAGGGCGGAGCUGAGCCCCGUCAGGUGCAACCUCAAGAAGGAAUCGGAGUCGGGAGUCUGGUUCCAGCCUUACCUGCCCCCCAGAGCAAUAAGUUACUGCAGUCCCUGAAAGGGAGCAUGUCCCCUCUUGCUUAUAGGGGUAACGUCUAGGGAGGGGCGACCCGAGAUCUGGAAGGUCUUACACUCUUCCCCCUUUCGCCCCUGCUUGGCCAAGGAAGAGAAGGACACAGUCCAGCAGCAGGGAAUUACCGGGAAGGACAAUGAGUGUGUCUCAGAUUGGCCCGAAGAUGCUCACACGGUGGUGGUUCCCUGUAGAGGUGAAUGGCAGAGGAGUGGGGGUUCAUGAGGGUAGCUAGCCCCAAGGUGUUCUGUUACUGGGAGCCUGGUCUUGCUGUUACUACAUCAAAGGGCUAAUUGCGAUUAGACAUCUGUGUGCCGAGUACCACCCCCCUGCUGUUUAUAGCACUCACACCAUGGAAACCCUCUCCCAGAGCUGCCAAGCAACCCUCAGACGUGAAAGGACCCGGCAGACCAGCACAAAAUGGUCCUGUGUUCUGGGAAAGUUCCCCUUUAAGUUCAGAGAAGCUCUUCAGAGGGGAAAUCAUCAAAACCCCCAAAAUCAAAAAUUUCAGGGGCCGGGGGGAGGAAAAGAAAAUUUGCUGCCGGAUUUGGUUGGGCAGCUGUGAUCAGGAUUGUUCUGCUCUCUAGCGACACAUGCAAGAGAGGGAGAGGCGUUGGGCGGCACGCGCUGAUCCCGGACCCACCUCCCACGCAGUAACUGGGAAAAGCUCUGGUGGGGGAAGGCAGCAGGGGUCUAGUGCUUGGAGGAUCUCCAUGCUUCCUUCCUCCUGUCUCUCCUGUCUAUUGACACUGGGGGGUUCGCAGGGGAUGGACUGUCUCUGUGUCUAGCAGAGCCUAGGCCCUCAUCUCAGUGGGCAACUCCAGGCCUUCUUGUAAAAUAACUCAGAACGGAGCAGGGGCCUCUCCUGUGAAACCCAACGGUGGUGUGUGUGUGUGGAGAAGUAGCCCCCUCCGCUGAAGUGUUUCCAAGCCUGCUUUUACCCUGGCUUCAGUCCCCGGUUAGAUUAGUCUGUCCAGUAAAGCAUCGGAUGA